Messenger RNA from Suillus clintonianus, 351 nucleotides. RefSeq lists its product as uncharacterized. NCBI's taxonomy places the organism in Eukaryota, Fungi, Basidiomycota, Agaricomycetes, Boletales, Suillaceae. Gene Ontology annotation, molecular function: DNA helicase activity. The transcript has a single exon. The record is from RefSeq and is a predicted model, not a curated record. The annotation marks the transcript as partial. Gene Ontology annotation, biological process: DNA repair; telomere maintenance.
AUGGAAGAUGAAGCUGAGAUUACAUCAGUUUAUCACAAACCAGAACUUUCACAGAAGGAUAAAGAAAUUAUAUUGAAUGAAAUAAUUGAGGAGUUUAAAUUGAGUGAUAACGAUGAACAAGAGAUGAGCUUACGCAUUGUCGCCGAGCAUUUUAUGCGCGAAGAUGUAGAGCAGUUGCUCAUGUUUAUUACUGGAAUUGGAGGAUCAGGCAAGAGUCAUGUAAUUCGUGCAAUUGUGGAAAUGUUUCGAAGAUGCGGGGCGCCAGAAAAACUAACAUUGAGCGCCCCAACAGGCAGUGCUGCAGUGUUAAUUGAUGGAUAUACGAUCCAUGCCCUGACGUUUUUGCCAAAG